Molecule: messenger RNA, 1310 nt
Organism: Didymodactylos carnosus
Lineage: Eukaryota; Metazoa; Rotifera; Eurotatoria; Philodinida; Philodinidae
Source: the annotation of a GenBank genome assembly
UGAAUUAGAUGAUAUGGUAAGUGUUAUUAUAAUCUGAUUAGCUCCAAUGUUAAAACAUUCUUAGAUUUAUACUUGCAUGCAACAUUUUCGGUACAAAUUUUGAGAGAGGACGGACAGUAUGCUGAGUAAUUAAAUUUUUCUCUGAAUAACUGUAUAUUUUAAGCUAACUGAAGACUGAAAAUAAGGUUGUCAUUACUGUCUGUUCUGUUUCUUUAUUAUAUUUUUUUUAACAAAAUUCAUUAACAAUAUGAAGAAAACGAUAGAAAACAAGAACGAGUCAUCCAGCACCUAAAUCUGUCACUGAUUCAGCUUCACGAAAGGCAGUUUCUUAGCUUAAAUUUCUUAAAAAUUUUUUGAUUCAAAAUGUUUUUGAGUGACUCUAUCGGUUUUUAAAUUUAAAAUGACUACCGGCAAACUUUCUGACAUUAUUUUGAAUAAAUGUGAACGGAUCGCUCAUAUCAUCAAUUAAGGAGAAUUUUUUUUUCUUUCAUUUUAUUUAACGUAAUAUUGAAAAGUAGUAAUAAUACUGCUGCUAAUGUUUUCUAUUCGUAUGUUUAUUGUUUGUGUAGGAACGAGAUUUAGGCGACGAAUAUGGUUGGAAACAAGUUCAUGGCGAUGUGUUUCGUCCACCGUCAUUUCCGUUAAUAUUUGCAUCGCUCAUCGGAUCUGGCUAUCAAAUAGCCACCGUAGCUGUGUUAUGUAUUUCAAUGACAAUACUUGGUGAACUCUAUACUGAACGAGCUUUAUUGUUAAGUACAGCAAUGUUUCUUUAUGCUACAACGUCCGUCGUCAAUGGUUAUGUAGGUGGUAGUCUCUAUGCACGAAUGGGAGGAAAAUUAUGGAUAAAACAACUAGUGACAGGAGCAUUUUUGAUUCCGAUAAUUAUUUGUGGUGUAGCAUUUCUGAUUAAUUUUAUCUCAAUUUAUUAUCGAUCAUCGCGAUCGAUUCCGUUUACUGUAAUGCUAAGUGUUACAGCUAUAUGCUUGUUCAUUAUAUUACCAUUGACAGCUGUUGGAACGGUGCUUGGACGAAAUAUUAGUGGUCAUCCAAAUCAUCCAUGCAGAAUAAAUGCCGUGCCACGACCAAUACCAGAAAAGAAAUGGUAUUUUAUUUUUACGUCAUUUUGGGCUUAUAAAAUUUACUAUGUGUAUGGUUUUAUGCUGUUAGUAUUUCUUAUAUUGGCCGUUGUCACUGUAUGUGUCACUAUUGUCGCCACAUAUUUUAUGUUAAAUGCAGAAGAUUAUCGUUGGUAAGUUUGUUUGUGCUACCACUGAAGUUUUCAAGUAUUCUUACUAUCAUUUUGUAAUAUU